Molecule: messenger RNA, 7146 nt
Organism: Mugil cephalus (flathead mullet)
Lineage: Eukaryota; Metazoa; Chordata; Actinopteri; Mugiliformes; Mugilidae
Gene: nalf1b
Product: NALCN channel auxiliary factor 1
Exons: 3
Coding region: 784-1989 (401 amino acids)
Biological process (GO): calcium ion import across plasma membrane
Cellular component (GO): plasma membrane
Molecular function (GO): stretch-activated, monoatomic cation-selective, calcium channel activity
Source: RefSeq, a predicted model, not a curated record
UAGUGUGCGUUUGUUGUCUGCUAUGACAAUAUUUUGGCAAUGAUAGACUCGUGAAGAGCUGAGUGGAUAUCCAAAACGCCGAUAAGCACCUUUCUGUGUCUGUGGUCUCUCUCUCUCACCCUCUGCAUAUGUGUGCGCGCGCGCUUGUGUGGUGUGCAUAUAGGUAAAAAGCUGCUCCGCCACUGCGCAACGAUGGAGCUAUCGCAACGAUGGAGAUGACGCAAACAGACUCAGCUCUCCGAAAAAGUGUUUCAAGACGAACAUGGCGGCAACUUAACCGCGGUCCAAGAUGACAAUGGCCAACAGGAGAAAGGAUUCGAUGCUUUACGCCCAGGUACGGGACAGAGAAACCAGCCUGCCUGCAUCAAAGGGGCUCAUUGCUCUCCUUUAAGUGAAUCUGCAAACAGAACGGCAGCAGACGCGCAGCAUCAGUACCGAGAGGCUCGCAACAGCUGGUCUCCCUGCGCCCCUGACGAGACAAACCCGGAGAGGGACGGUAAGGAGAGAGGGGCAUGCGGUCAAAGAGGACGCCGUUUCCCCCCGGAGAGCCAUGGAGAACCGGGAUGCGGCAGCGCGAACCUUAAUCUGUGCGGGCACGCUAAUUGGAUCGGAAUAGCACCGAUUGCUGCGGGCGCGAUAGUGGAGCGCCCUGGACCGGCGGAGGCACGGCACCCCAGCGUUACAGAGGAGAACCAACCGGAGUCCAUCUCCCAAAAAGUCAAUGAGUAUUGUGGCAGAGCAGCCCCCGCGGUGGAGUCGGCCAGGGCAGCACUUUCCUAAAAUAUGACCAGGGGUGCUUGGAUGCGUCGGCAGCAUGACGAAGGCUUAAAAUACUGGUUUGCACCCCGAGAGAACGAGAAGCCAUUUACCGAGUCGGAGCGGGCCCAGAGAUGGCGACUGUCGCUGGCCUCUCUGCUGUUCAUCACCGUCCUACUCUCUGAUCACUUGUGGUUCUGCGCCGAGGCAAAACUGACGCGAACCCGAGACAAGCGGUCGAACGAGGGGCUUGCAAUUACGGACAUGGGCGAGUACCCAAACUCCCUCCACCAACACCAUAUCCCAACAUCACCUGACCCCCACCAUCUCGCCAGAGAGCAAGAUGUUAUUUUUCUAGGGAAUUCUACAAAACCUCUGUGGCGAAUGGACACCUGUCACCCAGACAGCCUGUCCAAAGACUGCUUUACUUUCACGGACGCGGAGACCGUGUGCCUGGGCCUCUCUGGUGGAGGGGAAGAGGGGACACAGUUGGCGUACGUGAAUCUGAGCGAUUUGUACCUUUCUUUUUGUAAUUCCUACUCACUUUUGGAUUUGUUUUACGGGUUUACUAGUCCGGACGAUAUGAAUUGCACCCUGGAUAUGGCCAUGGGGGUGGAUCAGCUGGGAUGCAGUGAGUGUGUUCGGGCUUAUCAGCUUCUCGACCAGCAGGCGGAGGAGAACUACCACGAGUUUGAGCUGCUGGUUCAGAAAUAUGAGACGGAUGCAUACUCGGUUAGGACGUGCAUGGAGGAGUGCAAGAUGGUUUAUAAGCCCUGGCUGUGUUCUCAGUACUUCCAGACCACCCAGAUGCACUGCAGCAAGCGAAUCCCCUGUGGUCAGUACUGCCUGGAGGUGCAACAGCGGUGCCCCUUUGUCCUGCCCGACAAUGAUGAUCUCAUUCACGGAGGCAGCCCCAGUUUUAUAUGCACAGGGCUGCUGGAGGACUAUCCGUCAGGUGUGGACCCAGAUGCAGAGUGCUGUGACGUGCGGUGGGACUUGAAAGUGGACAACCGUUCCCGGGGGACCCUGAAAAGAACUCACCCGCCAUGCCAGCACCGUACCUCCCUCAGCUCCUCGGCAGCCUGCAGACUGUGUAACAGCCGGCUCAAACUCUGCCUGCUGGUCCUUGUCCUCCUACACACUGUUGCCAGCCUCACUGCAUCCCACAAUGCAACGGGGCUGGGCCUCCCCACCAUCACGCCUCUGGAGGAGAGCCCUGCCAACGAGGAGUGAUAGAGAGCUGCCAGGAGGAGGAGGAGGCGAGGUUGUUGGGGUGGGGGAUUCCCUCACCAUGGCAACCGCUAUGGAAAAAUACAGCCACAGUUGAGCGAACGGCUGGAGCUGUGCGCCUGUGGACAUUCUGCAACACUUUCUGGCAAACUGGGAAAUGUGGGAGGAGGCUUUGCGAUGAAAGACACACGAAUCAAUCAAAACAAAUAAAUAACUAAACAAACAGACAUGCUAAGGGAUUCAGUCCCUUGGGUAGGAAAAGGGGACAAUGCCACAGCCUUUGUUGAGAGGGAAGGUCAGCUUCCUUACGGCUGAGUUUCUCUCACUACGCUUUUUUACACUGUGUUCCAAUUAUUGGUUUCUGUUGCACUGGCUGACUAUGGAAUAACACAAUCAUAUUCUCUUUCUAAUGUUCAUCCUUUGUCUUUGUUUCUGGGUCUCUCAUACAGGAGGAAAAUGUGUGCUCUAAAUAAGACAGAUAACGUGUAAAAAAAAAAAAUUUAAUUAGCUGCAAGUUUGUAUGCGUGCGUGCGUGUGCGUGUGCGUGCGUGCGAUGGUUUGUUUUCUAGAUUUACCGCGUGUGUGAAGGCACGUGUGGCCUCGUGUGCGUGUGUGUGUGUGCCUGUCCGUAUGUGUGCGUGUGUGAGGAGCGAUGAGUGCGUUGCUGAGAGGUAUCCUAAAAGUCUACCUAACAGGCUGGUGCAGCUGUUGAUUUUACGGAGGCCCCCUCAGAUCCGACUUGGCUCCACCGUGCUGAUUUGCCCUGCUGACACCUCGCUGGGCUUCAGACACUAAAACUCUGCGUUUGACAGAGGUCUACGGCUUCGCUUUGUUUUGUGAGAUAAUAUUCACCUAUUUACGCUGUAUGCAAGGAUCAAAACGUGUGUAAUUAGCAGCAGUGACGACUCUCACAUGGCUCAACUGUGGAUAAAAUGAAGGUAACAAACAUGCACUUAUUAUUAUUAUUAUUACAACUUGGACCUUUGACCAUUUAACCGUGAGUCUUAUUUAUAAGCCAUAUAACCAUGACAACAACUGACAACACUGACACAAUUAAAUGGAGUUGGAAACACAAGCAAUCAGUUUACACAAUCCCAAGAACAUGCAAACUAUUUCAGAAGAUAAAAUUAUAAAACUAAUUGGAGAAAACAUAGUCUUCCUCACCCAAUGCUACUGAAGCAACACAGGCAUAUUUCUGAGAUGUCAGCAGUUGUGUUUGUUGACAUGUGCCAUGAACUGUGCUUAUAGUCUUAUAGUCUCUAUAAUCUCUAUUUGUCCUUACCAUCGACCAAUUUCUUUUUUUAAAAUCUAAACCUUCUCCUACACAGAAAGUUUGUUCUUUUAUUAUUAGUGACACCUCCUAGUUUGUUUUUUUACCGCAUGCUUUUUUACCAUUAGCUCCGCUUUACCCCAGGCUGCUGUAUCGAUCCAGUACAUGCAACCUCUUGUUUAGAAAGUCCCCUUUAAGUCUGAUGCUGUCAUGACUAAUAGAAGUGAUGUUUAAAACUUCAACAAUAAAAUCCAAGUUGUAAUAAGUCAGAGUGGUCGUUGAGCCUUCAUGCUAACAUGAAACAAUUUAUAGGGCUGAGCCUCGUGAACAAAAUAAUUUCACCUCAAUAAUAACUGAGAAUUAAUCAUUAAAUAAAACGAUUCUUGAGAUCCUCUGACAAAUAUUCAACAGGGCUUGGAGAUAAACUACCAGAAAUCUCUUACUAAACAUUCAGACAAUUUUAGUUCGGCAUCUUUUUCCUGAUUCUGUCAGAUUUUUCAUCAGUGCACACACAAGUUUAACAAAAGAAGAAGAAGAAAAAAAGCCCAGAUAGGAUGAUCUUAUCUCACCAAACAAAACUGUCUUAAACUUGUUUUAUCCAAGGAUUUUAUUUCGGGCAUUUGACUAAAACUCAAUUCAGAUUCUGGUUACUAAAGCUAUCGGGUCAAUAUAUUUAUCGCUGUAGCUCCAGAAGCUCUCGGUUUAGAUUUUAAAGGUACUAUCCAGUCAAACAAGCGUCAAACAGUGGCCACAGAAGGUUUCUCUGCCUCCUCUGCCUCAAGCUUCGGCUUUCCUCCUCCUCAUCUUGACGUGAGUUAAUGGCAUAGUGCGACUACGGGAUGAGUAAUAAAUUCCUUUGAUCAAUACUUCAAACUAAAACUCGAUUUAGCUGCUGACCUGGAACAAUAUGACUGGUGGGAUUUCAACCUCAGGCCUUUUUAUUCAGAGGAAACAUCGCGACUGGAUGUUACCUUUAACGACUGUUCACAAAACACUGUAACUGUCAAGCAGCUGUAAAGAGGACAGAAUGUCAGCGUCUCACUGGGAGGGGUAGCUCGCUGCCCGCAGGUUUAUGACAUUAUAACCCUGCCCCUUGGCCCAUUGCACUGAGCUGGUCUCAUAUAUUGAACAACAUUCUGCAUCUCACAACACGAACGCAGAGACGAUUCGGUUAAAAGUUUGUUUCUGUUGAACCAAAAAGCAUAGUACACGAGCUGCAUGUGGAGGCUCCGCAAGGCUACGACCGCCUUUUCUGUUGAUUGUCCUCAGCUUCUCUCCCUGUACGCAUCUGACCCCAAAUCAGCUCCUGUAGCAUGCCCACGUCUUGUACCUUUCUCCUCAAAACAUCAAACUAAUGUCUCAUUAAGUAAAGGGCUUAUUAAAAUAUACAGUACAAACAUUGUCAUCAACACAUUCAGAAACAUCCAAAUUGUUAGCAGAUAAAGGGUAAAUACGACUUCAGUACAAAAAGCAUCCCCACUGGCUGUUACCGGAGAGCGGGAACAGAAACGCAUCCGGAGAGAGGAGCAUGUCGCUGUUUGCGUGCGCGCCAAAAGCGUCGCCCGACAAUCGUCGGCUGAUGCGUUUGGGUGUGUUUUAUAAAUGUUGACCGGCGUGCGAACAGGAAGGAACGGUGUGACCUUAAGGGCUGACUUCUUUAGUUUCUGGUUUUCUUCUUGACGGCUGCGAGAGGAGACGAACGGAUGUCGCUGGAUGCAUUGUUUUAUUUUAUUUAUUUAUUUAUUUUUUCCCACUCUCCAGUAUGUUUGUUACUUAUAUGAGAUGUCCAAUCCAAUAUCUGAUGUCAAGAAUUUUAUGAUACAACCUAUGAUAUAUGAGGAUUUAAAUUUCAUCAUUAUUCACAUCAUGUUUAUAUAUAAUGAAAAGUGUAUCGGCUUAUUUUGACACUUGCUGUUUAGACCCUGACCCUACACUUCACCAUUCCUGCUCGCAUGAUAUACAUUGACUGCUCUUUCGUCACAGCACACCCAUACCCAUGUUGGAUGUCCGCGUUUGGAGGUAGAAAAAACAAUGCUGCUAUACCAAUGCCCACCAGUAGAUGGAAAUAUAUUUAUUCUUUUACACUGAUGCUGCUGCUGAAGGCUCACCACACAAGGACUGUCAGAUAAAUAUGAAUUAGUUAGUGACUAUCCACUGCUCGGGUAGACGUGCGCUGUUGCAUGUGUGUACAUCCGCUUACGUGCAUAUGCAUAGAUUUGUGUUCUCUGUAGAACUCAUUGACUUUGCCACAUCGCUGGGGCUGCAGGACGGACGUGGCGAAAAAUCGCCGUUGUCUUCAGAUGCACGGGGGACCCGCUUCAUUAGCCGCCUCGUUAUUCGAUGCAUCCCUGCAGCUGCAUGGAUUUAGUAUAAAAACCGCUUGUCUUGAACUGUGUGUAAUAACAUUGCUCCAAGACCCCAAACUAGUCUUAACAUUACAGAGGUAGAAGAUGUCAGAGGCAGUAAAGAGAUGAAGCCACAGCGAUCUGAAGUGUAAUUGAUGCAUACUGAGUAUAACAGACCAAAUUCAAAUCUGAACUUUCCAUAAACAGUCACAAAAGGCAAACAGAGGAAUACAGGGUCUGCCAGGUGUUGAAGAGAUGUCCCAUGUUAGCAAUAGUACGGAUCGCACAAGCCACCGCACCACAAGCACACGUGAGAGGUCUCAUAUACGUGAUUUUCAUUCUGCCCGUCAUGUCAGCGGCCCCCGCUGCGACGUCACAGCCGCCGGCUGCUGGACAUGCAUUCACACAGCAAACCUGCAUUCGGAAGUCAUGCGGAGCACUUGUUCGCUUCACGCUCAGUGAGGCGCCCUCACUGCGGUUGCAUGGGUUCGAAUGCUGUGCAUUGUCAAUGUGUUGUCAGUCCCAACCCACCCCCCUCCCCCUCCCACACACACGUUUGCGCCAAGAAUUUCUGUGUGCAAAGUUUCUUCCAGAAAACAGUAGAAUUAGAUUCAGCUGAUCUCUUAUUUGUUUCGUAAUGCAGGCAUGCACGCAACGGUUACUCUGUGAUAACUUAAUUUUAUUUUUGUAUGUUUUAUCUAUUUUUUAACUGCAUUAUACGGAGAAGAACUUGUUUAGGGUCUUAUAGAUUCAGUCUAGAUCCCCGACAGUGGUCUGUAGCACUCUUAGCGGUAUGAUACGUCCCAUUCCAUCUAACACCAACCUACAAAGAGUAAAUUUUGUGUUUUGCCCCUGCACACGUAGACUAUGUAUGCCUCUCCGUACCCCUUUGUGCACCCAUCACAAGUUAUGUACACGAAAAUCGCCCUCCUUCACUAUUUCUAAGCCUGUCUCCGUUUUCACAAUAGUUCCGUUCCCUAUCCUGUGGAUCUAUGCAGAAGCCCAUUCCUUUUUUUGGUUGUAAAUACGUUCCCUAGUAUGCUGAACAAUGUAUGUCUCUCCUUGUGUAUUUUGAGUUGAUGUCACGCUGUUACUUUCCUCUUCCUCUCCUUCUUCUUCUUCUCCUUCUUCUUCUUCUACUCCUUUUAUUUUGAUUUGAGCGUCUGAAAUCAUUGAUGUUAAAAGAGAAUGUGGUGAGGUUUAACCAAUAGACUUGUCCUCAGCUUCACAACCUUACUGUGAGAGGUUGUGGUUCUGUGUAUGUGAAAGCGACAGACUUACGAUUAUAGGAAUGAAAAAGGUUCAAAAGGCAUAUAGAAGUAUCAUUGCGAUUAUGAUUAUUAUGAUUACUAUUAUACUACCAGUAUAUUGUAAUAUUAUAGAUGCUUUAGUUCGAGUAACUUCUUUAAUUUUUUUACAAACAACUUUGAUGAAAUGAUUUAUAAAACAGUCUCACGAGUCAUGAUCUUUUCGAGAAGUAUGAAAACUACUGCUACAAUGAUUAAAAUUGUGUUCUGAUGAAAAUAAAUACAGACAUAUAAUCUG